Centruroides sculpturatus (bark scorpion) is the source of this 1855-nucleotide messenger RNA. RefSeq names its product pancreatic lipase-related protein 2-like. The coding region runs from base 248 to 1783 and encodes 511 amino acids. Gene Ontology annotation, biological process: lipid metabolic process. NCBI's taxonomy places the organism in Eukaryota, Metazoa, Arthropoda, Arachnida, Scorpiones, Buthidae. The transcript has 10 exons. Gene Ontology annotation, molecular function: lipase activity; carboxylic ester hydrolase activity. The record is from RefSeq and is a predicted model, not a curated record.
AUCGGCAAAUGAUCCAGGAACAUAAGGAGAGGCGAUCUCUAUAUAGUAGACUCUGUGGUCAAUAACGAUUCUUGCAGCAAAUCUGUCGCUUUUAUUAGGGAAGUUUCUUACGGCUCCAACCAGAAAAAAGGGUGUACUCUCCUUUCAUUUCGUAGAGGAAACUCUAUUUUAUAAACGGAAAGAAUGUAAUGAAAGAGAUAAUUGUGUCAACACUCUUAUAGACUGUCAGAUACAAUUGCUGUCGGGAAUGCAAACACCAUGCUUACCAGUUCUAUUCUGUUUUUUGUUUUUACUAUGGAUUCAUCAUCUAUCAAACUGCAGCAUUAAUAGACUUUUCUUCAAAAAUAAACCAGGAAUUCAUGUUACAGUUAACGUAGGCAGCAAUAUCAAAUGUAUGAAAAAUCUAGGGUGUUUUGGAAAUGGACCACCAUUUUUCCAUCCCAUCAAUCGCCCGAUCAGUUUUCUACCCAAAAACAGAGAAUUGAUACCUACCAUAUUCUCAUUAUACACUCCAUUAAAUCGGGACCAUAGAGAAAUCCUGAAGGCCGAUCAUCAGGAAACCAUUGAGAAGUCCAAUUAUAAUCCAAGAUGGCCAACUAAAAUGAUUGUCCACGGUUUUAUGGAUAAUUCCUUUUUUACGUCUUGGAUGCAGAGAAUGAAAGAUGAAUUUCUCAGCAAUGGUGACUUCAAUGUUAUUUUAGUAGAUUGGCCCUUAGGUUCUUUUUUAUUCUUCCGUCAAGCGGUGGCCAACUGCCAAGUAGUGGGUGCAGAGAUAGCAUUCCUCAUUCGACGUCUGCAAGAAAUCAAUGGCGUUCGACCAGAAUCAUUUCAUAUUUUAGGACACAGCUUAGGCGCUCACAUUGCAGGAUAUGCCGGCAAAAGGAUAAAAAGUUUGGGAAGGAUAACAGGCUUGGAUGUUGGUGCCCCUUAUUUUCGAGAUGUUUCUUCUGAAGUACGUUUAGAUGCAAAGGAUGCCAUCUUAGUAGAUAAUAUUCAUACUAACGCUGGACAAUAUUUCAUACAAGGACUUGGCACAAGCGAAGCAGUUGGUCACUUGGACUUUUAUCCAAACGGAGGAAAUUAUAAUCCUGGAUGUAAAAUAUUCCCAAAGAUAAAAGCGAUUAAUUUAUAUGAUCUUUUCUUAAGUGUAAUUUUCUGCAAUCAUUUUCGGAGUUUCGAAUAUUUCAUCGCAUCCAUCAAGUAUCCUGACUGUUUCGUCGGUGUUCCCUGUGGUAAUUAUAACGAUUUUGUCAGUGGUAAAUGCGUGUGCUCUGAAGAUAAUCCAUGCUUUCCUAUGGGUUUGAACGUCGACAUGCAUAUUCGAAAGAACUUUUCACAAAUUUUGUACCUCAAGACCGGAAGCGAGUCCCCUUAUUGUCUGUUUCAAUAUCAAAUUGUCAUGGAAUUAGAAGGAUUAUCUAAAAAACUAGCAUAUAAUCAACAACUUCUCAUGACCAUUCAAGCUUUGAACCAGAGGAAGGAAUCCAUGCUUUUUUUGACAAAAGAUGGCCAUUUUCCAAAAUUCACUUACACCUUCCUUAUGACUCUCCAGACACGCUUGGAACGUGUUCAUCAUGUAUGGUUAAGUUGGCCAAAAGAACAUACGAAUAUCUUAAACAUAGGAAAGAACACAAAUUAUCUUCGAGUAAAAUAUUUCAUACUCACUCCAAUUACAAUAGGAAACAAAAGCUCUAAAGAAAAAUGGUGUGGAAGUGCAACCCACUUGUUUCCGGACCAAACCGCGCGAAUACCAAAAAUUAACUGCGAGGACAUUUAUGACUAAACUACGUAAUUUAUAUAAAUAUAUAGAAAUUAUAAAUUUUUAAUUCAAAUUUUAAAGAUUUUAUUCUAAAGA